CUUUGGUAUAUCGGUAGGUCUCAAAUAUAUUAUUAGUCUCAGACUUCGAUCCCAUUUUCUGUAUUCGCCUCUCUCUCGCUCUCUCUCUCUCUCUCUCGGCAUCGACCCUUCAACUCCUAGCCCAAACUCUUUAAUGGCGGAGAAUAGAGUUUCAACGCCUUAUACUAAGCACCUGGUUCUCUUCUCUCCCCCUUUUCAAGGUCACAUAAACCCCAUGGUCCAGCUAGCUCACAUACUCCACAGCAGAGGCUUCUUCAUAACCAUAGUCCACACCGACUAUAACGCUCCUCACCUCGAGCCUAGACCUGGGCUCACCAUCGAGCCCAUUUACUUGGGCCUCUCCAACGAGGAGGCUCGAGAAAUGGACAUAGUGGAGCUCAUUCUCACUCUAAAUAAGAAAUGCGAGCUCCCAUUUCGAGCUUUAAUAGAGGAUUUACAGUCGAAAAAAGGCGGGCUCCGUGUUUCUUAUCUGAUAACUGAUGCGGUGAUGUAUUUUACACAAGAUUUGGCUGAGGAGCUUGGAAUCAAGAGAAUGGCUUUCAGAACGAGUAGCUCUACUUCGACUUUGGGCUUUCAGGCUAUCAGAGAUAAGGGUUAUCUUGAUAACAGAGGUCAUCCUUCCGACGAGCCGAUCCCUGAUUUCUCACCCUUCCGCUUCAAAGACCUACCUUUUGUCAACACAAAGGAUCCAGACUCUCUCUGUUUAUUCAUAUCCAGCUUCACCGGCAAAUCCUUCAGAGCCUCUGCCUUGAUCUUCAACACCUCCGAUUGCCUUGAGAGCCCUGCCCUCGAAAAAAUCCGACCUCAAUGUCGCGGACCUGUCUUUGCAGUUGGCCCCCUGAACUUUCCAUCCUCCUCAAGCAUCUUACCGGAGGACGAUAAAUGUAUCUCUUGGCUCAAUACGCAACCCCCCAGGUCAGUUGUAUACACAAGCUUUGGGAGCCUAGCCAGCAUGGAGUCGAGCCAAGUGAUGGAGAUAGCAUGGGGCUUGGCUAAUAGUGGGCGCCCCUUCUUGUGGGUGGUGCGCCCAGGCUUGAUUAAUGUGCUUAAUGCUGCAUGUCUUCCUAGUGGGUUCACGGAACAAGUGGGCUUGCGUGGGCUCGUGGUCGAAUGGGCUCCUCAGAAAAAGGUGCUAGCCCACGGAGCAGUGGGUGCGUUUUGGUCUCAUUGUGGGUGGAACUCAACGCUUGAGAGCAUCUGCGCUGGCGUGCCCGUGGCUUGCUGGCCUCAGUUUAGUGACCAGAGAGUGAAUGCGAGGCUGAUAUGCCAUGUUUGGAGGGUGGGGGCAGAGAUGGGGAGAGAGGUGGAGAGAGGAGAGGUGGAGAUGGUGGUGAGGAGGUUGUUGGUGGAGAGAGAAGGGGAGGAGAUGAGAGAGAAAGCAAGCGAAUUGAAGAAGGUUGUACAGAGAAGCUUGGGGAAGGGGGGCUCAUCUUAUGAAGCUUUGGACUCCCUAAUUUUACAAUUGAUGUCUUGCUAAGCCAUAAUUUGAUUAAAUCAAAUUGUGAUUGGGGUCCUCUUCAUUUUAUUUUAUUGCAUGUAAUUUGGCUUUGAGGGGUGGAUUUUUUAAUUGGAAUUAUUCCUACUUGUAUCCUCCUCACAAGAAGUUCACAAUCAUCAGUGAAUAUGGGUAGCUUAGCUGGGGAUGUGUAUUGAUUGGACACAAAAAUCAAAAUAAAUUUGCAUGAAGUGUUUAACAUUUCUUAA
Molecule: messenger RNA, 1704 nt
Organism: Amborella trichopoda
Lineage: Eukaryota; Viridiplantae; Streptophyta; Magnoliopsida; Amborellales; Amborellaceae
Product: UDP-glycosyltransferase 76B1
Molecular function (GO): quercetin 3-O-glucosyltransferase activity; quercetin 7-O-glucosyltransferase activity
Source: RefSeq, a predicted model, not a curated record